AUGACCGACCAUCCAUACCGCAUUAUAUCUGGGAGGACUGCACAUCAUGCCUUUGUGCGACGUGCACAGAUGCAGAUGAUAUCACAUGUAAUAGAUGGAUCAGUUGUUCCAAUAGAUGCACCUGAUACACUCGUUGCAGCAGAGGUACCUGUUACAUUCGUCCUAGCUGAGGGACCUUCCACAUCUACUACCUCAUCCUUGAGGCCUCAGGAUGAUGGUGAGGGUUCCUCACAGACACCCUUCGCUCGUACACGUUGCCGGGACACUUCUUCUACUCCUGUGCAACCUCCGGCCGAUGUUGGAUCUCCAGUGCCACCUCCUGAGCUACACAAGGAGGCUAAUGCGCAUGAGAAGUCUGUGGGCUACCCAUGGGGUCCUUCAGAUUCAUCCUUGUUGACAGGGGAUCCGCAGAAGUUCUACACCCAUGACCGGAAAAUUGCCUCUCUCGUGCAACCUGCCGAGUUGUGGUUCCAGGAUGUCCUCGGAGCUUUUAGGCUAAAGGACUUGUGUCAGAUUGGGUACCACACAACACAUAAUGGGAUGCUAAUGGCAUUUGCAGAGAGGUGGCACCAAGAGACUUCGUCAUUUCAUCUGCCACAUGGUGAGAUUACCAUCUCGCUUGACAACAUCACUUGCCUCCUUCAUAUACCUAUCAGGGGAACCCUUCUUGGUCACGGUAGGUUGGUCAAGGAGGAAGCAGUGGAGGUUCUUAUUGUUGAGCUCGGGGCUGAUCUUGAGGACGCGCUUGAGGAGGUGGAGAGGACCUGCGACACACACGUGAGGUUUUUCUUCUUGAUGCGGCAGUACGAGGCCGAGCUCCUUGCGACACAACAGUCUGCUGGUAACCCAUUAGACGAGGAAAUACAUAGGCAGCAAGGUUGGAUAUUACAACACUUCUCCAUGAUCAUUGGCUGGGGAGAUGUGUCUAGCUACACUAAGGGCAUGCCCCGUGCUAGUGCCUACAUCACCCUUAGAGGGAACCAGGUGUCGGAUCCUUACAGGUACUCUAUUGAACGCAUGGCUGCAGAGGACAUCCGAUACGACAGCUAUGUUGCUCACCAUGAGACGGUUUCGUGGGAUGACAUUGCCCUAUAUUCUGGAUGGUUGGCUGCCAGUUCGACCAUCAUUGUUCGUUAUCUUCCGAAGUGCGGCAUGCGGAAGUUCGGCUACUGUCAAACGGUACCUCGCGACCCUUUUGUCUUCGCUCCUAUCUCGAUGAUCCAUGGGAAGAUAGAUGUGGUCUUUGCAUACUAG
This is a messenger RNA of Vicia villosa (hairy vetch), 1254 nucleotides long. RefSeq lists its product as uncharacterized. NCBI's taxonomy places the organism in Eukaryota, Viridiplantae, Streptophyta, Magnoliopsida, Fabales, Fabaceae. The transcript is spliced from 3 exons. Bases 1 to 1254 code for a protein of 417 amino acids. The record is from RefSeq and is a predicted model, not a curated record.